CGACGACGGCGACGACGUCCUUCCCGCCAUCGCCAUCGACAACGACCAUGGCAAUGCCUGCCCCAUCAACGCCUCAGUCGUCCCGGCACGCGAAUAACGACCACCUCACCGUGUCUUCCUCACAUUCGUCUCAUACGCUUUCUCCACACACGCCCCGUCCAUCCACGUCAACGUCCUCUGUCACGACCCCAUCGUCAGGCCGCCCUUCACACCCCGUCUCCCUUGAUACCCUUCUCGCCGCACACGCCAAUGCGCCCGAUCCCAUACGUGCUACUCUCGAACACCUCGUCGCAGACCGCAAUUCGGUCGCUGCCCAAAACAGUCAGCUCUGGAAGCUUAUCGAGAAACAGCGCAGCGCUACAACACAGCUCAACAGAGACAACGACAGAAUCAGGACAGAGCGCGAGGCCUACAAGUCCAAGUUAAAUGCGCUCGGAGAGAACACCGACGCCAUCCUGAAAGCCUUCAAGGGGGAGAGACACGAGAGACAUGGCAAGCCUUCGUCCUCUGCUUCUCGCUCAAAUUCGUCUCCGAAUCCCAGAGCUACUCUCCUGCGCCACCAAUCAGACGAGCCCAGUCCCGGACAACCACGGCCAGGGUCCUCAGAAACUUCUCGCCCGGGGCCCACUGUCCUUAUUUCACAAUCAUCCUCGAAGCCGUCUUCUGAUCCCUCGUUUCAAGAGCACUUUCGCAACACAGCCCCCGUAAAACCCCCACCUCGCUCUAACUCGCUCAAAUCCUCCUCACGCGCCGCGCGACAGCAUGCUCGAGCUCUCGCCAAUCAGGCCGCUCAGGAUCAGCCCCAAUUGUCAUCCUCUCCGGACCAGAUGAUUGGAGACACUGAUGAACCAGAACCGGAUUCUUCAUCACCUGCUGUUUCUCCCACCACCGCGACACCAGCCUCUUCUAUCAGUACUUCGACUGCCUUAACGACGCCAGUGUCGACACACGGCCACUUGCCGACCGCUCAGGCGAUCCUGGAAACCACCACCGCUCAUCUUCCUCCCCCAACUCAUAGUCUCUCUCGCGAGUCCCGUAUUUCUCUUCCUCCAGAAGUAAAACAGUACAUAUCCACCAUGGGAGAAUCACCCCUCCCAUCGCCGAGGCUGCCAUCUGUCAAUGAAUCCCCGUCUCCCGUAGAUAACCCAGGGGGCAUGUCGUUUGCCGAUAGUAGUGGCAUGAGCUCACCCGUUCGAAGUCUUACGACGGCAUACUCGGCCUCCAACCCCAAUUCCACGUCCAACCUAAACAUCAACCAUCAAAACGAUACCCAUUCUCGAUACGACAGCCCACGACGCGGACCAGAACAUUCUGACGGCGAGUUCCUGGACAUGGAUGACGUCGAGGACGAAGGUGAAGACGAGGAAGACGAGGAACAGUCUACGGGCCCACGCGGGCGGCGAAACACUGAUCCUGAACGUGAUGCAGAUUCCACCAACAACCCGUACGGUGGGCUCGCGAGCGCUCAGGCGGCCAGCUCAGCACCGAACUUACACGCUGACGACUUCCCAAUGCCGCCUUCGACUGCAUCCCCUAAGGACCAAACAUCUUUCUCAUCGACUCAACCCCCUCGGACUCCACCGCAUCGACAGGUAGUCACUGUUGCGGCUGACGACUUGGCUGACGGACCGCAGACGCCUACAGCGAAUACGUAUAACGCCCAGACCGUGGGCUCACACACGAACAUGUCUGGAACGACCCUUAAUUUCAAUGCGAAAGGCUCGUUGAAUGGAGGUGGUUCCCCGUUCCGUGCCUUGCCUCUCCUUCCCCACGACCUGCCCCAUACACGAAUCCAGGUCACAAGCUCGAGCGUGCGGCCGAACGAGCGGGGGAAGGACGUCCUCAGCUUCGUCGUGUACGUGGAUCCCAAUGGUGUGAGCACCUCGACCGGAACCGGCAGUAUCAAGGGGAAAGGGAAGGAGGGCUGGAGCGUAGAGAAGAUGUACAGCGACGUGCUAGGGCUGGAUCAGAGAGUGCGGUCGAGGGUGGGAAAGAGCGUCGGGAAGAAGAUUGCGAACCUCCCAGAUGGGAAGUUGUGGCGGGAUCAUGCGCCCUCAAAGGUCGACCAGCGGAAGGCGGUUCUCGAACAAUACCUCCAGACUCUCAUCAAUCUUCCCAUCAAGAACAACGAUGAAGUCAUCGCUUUCCUGACAUCUGAUAUCUUGAAGGAGACGAACAAGCCUGUCUCGAAAGAGGGCUAUAAGGAGGGCUAUCUGACCAAGAGAGGGAAGAAUUUUGGAGGUUGGAAGACUCGGUUCUUUGUGCUGCAGGGACCGCAGCUGGAGUACUAUGAAAGCCGCGGCGGCACACACUUGGGCUCUAUCGCGAUCACCGGUGCCCAGAUUGGCCGUCAGCAGCGACCAACCGAUCGACCUCAGACGGACGAAGAGAAUGAGUACCGGCAUGCUUUCCUCAUCAUCGAGUCUCGAAAGGGUGUGGCCGGCACGCAUCGCCAUGUUCUAUGUGCUGAAAGCGACGAAGAACGAGAUAACUGGGUGGAAAUACUCGUACGCUACGUCUCCGGUGUCUAUGACGAAGACCCCAAACCCAACACCAGCAGCGGUGCCUCGAUCAAUGUCACCAUCCCCAACGUUCCUAGCACCACCUCCAAUGCCUCCACCUAUUCACGCACCAGCACGGCUUCUCCUGAUUCAGCACAUUCCCCAGUCAUCAUGCGCAAUGGACGUCAACAACCGACGCGCGGAAUGUCGAAGGACGAUAUUUCAGUCGGCCCCGCCCUUCCCCUCUCCCAAAUUCCUCACGACGCUGCCACCGCCAAACUUUUCCAGAACACAGCGCCCUAUGACGACUCCAGUUCCAUAAAAGGAAACGAUGUGUCACCAUCUGACCGCUAUCCCUCUCCCGCUUCGGGCUUCACCGACCAGCAGACGGCUCGUCGUCUGCUCGAGAAAGGCCCAUCGCCAUCUCAAUCCCAGCCGCCAUCGCAAUACGCGAGCUCGACCGAACUCCCGCUGUCCAGCUCGCUACCCACCACAUCGCCUCUCGAGUCGGGAACUACCGAGUUCCUCGCGUCAGUCACACCACGUGCUAACUCGGAAUUGGGCCAUUACUCGGAUAUGGUGGAUCCUCGGGCUGCUGCUGCUGUCGGUGCUGGCGGUGGCGGCGCGGGUGUGGCAAGUCCUUCGCGCUCUCGACAGUCGCCAGCGACUUCCGAAGCCGCUCGAAAUCGUCAUUUGCAUCGGCAGUCAUAUCAUCCCUCGCACGAUACCGUCAGAUCGUCGCCGUUACAGCCCCCACAGCCGCCUCAGGGAUCGCAACCACAUACGCAUCUUACUCUUACCCCCGAGAGACCGUCAUCGCCCGACGUCGGGUCCAGUCCGAGCGCUCAGAACACCCCAAGACCAGACAUGGCGAACGGGGCGAACUCGAAGGUCAAGAUCUCAGGGCCUAUGAACGGAGCUCCUAUCCCUGCUGGAUUGAAGUUUGGCACGAAGGAGAAGGAGCCUGAAACGCAUCAGCCCAAUGAGAGAAGGGAGAAGGCGAAGUCGAGGAUGUUCUGGGAUCGGUUUAAGGGUGAGAAGCCUCCGACGGUUCAGCAUAUCCCUCGCAAUGUCUUCGGUGUUCCCUUGGAAGAGUCGCUUGAUGUAUCUGAGAGAGCAGGCCUACCAUCCAUCGUAUUCCGCUGCAUCGACUUUUUGGAGAAGAAGCACGCAGAGCAGGAAGAAGGCAUCUAUCGAUUGAGUGGCAGCUCUGCAGUCAUCAAGGCCCUCAAGGAUCGAUUCAAUAACGAGGGUGAUGUGGACUUGCUUGCGUCGGACGAGUAUUGGGACCCUCAUGCCAUUGCUGGCCUCCUGAAGUCAUUCUUCCGUGAACUACCCGUGAGCGUCCUCACUCGUGAACUGCACCACCGCUUCCUUGGUGUCAUAGACCUCGUCGACACAAAUGAUCGAGUUCGGGAGCUCUCCAGUCUCGUACAGAAGCUUCCAGUCCCAAACUAUUUCCUCCUCCGCGCCCUCGCCGCCCAUCUCAUCCUGAUCGUCCAGAACGCAAACAUCAAUAAGAUGACGAUGCGGAACGUAGGAAUCGUCUUCAGCCCGACACUCGGUAUCCCCGCUGGUGUUUUCAGCCUCAUGCUCGCAGACUUCAGCCGGGUUUUCAACGUCAAUGACGAUGAGCCCGCUGAGUUUGUCGUUGAUGACAAAGGGAACGCACAGUACAGGACGGUCGAGGAGAUCAGACCUGAGGAUAUCAGACGGAACAGUCGUCAGUAUGCGGACGCUGAGGCCGAUCAGCUGCUUGGAUUGUCUGGAAGAAAUCUAGCAGCUCCAGACGAAAGUCAGUCGGAGGACGGAGAGGAUUUCUCACUACAUGAUGAGAGUGGGACGGAGACAACGGACAACGAUCUACCAGAAUCCUCAAACGGGUCCAGUCCUGUGCCUCAACACAGCCCCUCCCCCGAUAACAUGUCGCUGUCGCGCUUGUCAAGCGUAGCCGCCACUCGAGGGCUCAACAUCAACGUUACCGCCGCUGACACACGACGACAUAGUCGUCUGCCUGGGCCCGGCCUUCCAGCCUCCCCACGACCUACAGGCUCACCGCUGAAUCCUCGCUCAGCUGGUCUCACGGCCGGUGGGCCGUCGUCUCAGCAAUCUUCCUCGCCUUCUUCGCUACUCACCCCGAGGUAGGGGCCUACAUUUGUCCAGCUACACGCGAACUUCGCACGGCCGUACUAGGGAGGGCUUUUAUUAUGUCUGCUUUGCUACUUCUCUUCUCCCGUCCUAUUUGGGUUUUACCCUGUCCUAUUUGGGUUUUACCCCGUCCUUUCGUGGUGGGUAUAAACGCGCUCCGUGUAGGCUUUCUACUAUUUCUGUUUGUCUCGUUUACCUCACGCACGUAGGGCUCCUCCUGCCUGUAUAUUCCAGCUUGGAAUCGGAUGAUAUCGCUGUUUGCAUCAUAUACCCGUACCUAUAGCAUCACUUGCACGGUCAUGCGUGCUAUACAUAUGUACGACUCGUGUUCAUAGUUUCCCCUGGCUCACUCAGUUUCCGUAUAAUGCAUCUUCUGCUCGGUUC
Stereum hirsutum FP-91666 SS1 is the source of this 5033-nucleotide messenger RNA. RefSeq lists its product as uncharacterized. The record is from RefSeq and is a predicted model, not a curated record. Gene Ontology annotation, molecular function: phosphatidylinositol binding. Gene Ontology annotation, biological process: regulation of GTPase activity; signal transduction. NCBI's taxonomy places the organism in Eukaryota, Fungi, Basidiomycota, Agaricomycetes, Russulales, Stereaceae. Gene Ontology annotation, cellular component: cytoplasm. Bases 48 to 4646 code for a protein of 1532 amino acids. The transcript has 9 exons.